AAUAAAUAGAUCAUAUCUUAAAUUAUUAACAUUUUUAUAAUAAACAUUAGGUUUUUAUGGUGGUUCAGUUCCUGGUUCAUCUUCAUUUGGUUCUAGUAUCUCUUCCGGUCAUCGUGUUGGAUUCAAAAAGCUCUUAUCGGAUAUUGCUUCUAUUACUAGAGAUGAUGAUGAAUCAGGAGGUAUGAGUGAGUUGGAUAACUACUUGAAGGAGAAAUUGUUGCCUAAAGAUAUGGAACUUGAUUUGUUGGCAUGGUGGAAAACAAAUGGGAUUAAGUACCCGACACUACAAAGGAUAGCUAAAGAUAUAUUAGCUAUUCCUGUUUCCACUGUUGCCUCGGAAUCAGCUUUCAGCACUAGUGGAAGAUUAGUAAGUCCUCAUCGUAGUCGACUUCAUCCAAAGACAUUGGAGGCUUUAAUGUGUGCUCAAAGUUGGUUGUUGAAUGAAAUUCGAGCAACUUGUUCUGAAGAGACCGAGGCAUAUUGUCGUUCUGUUGAAUUUGAUUAUGAUGUGGAAGAGGAAAACACUAAAGAAAGCGGGACAACAAGUUUGGAUGAUUUUGUUUGAUUUUGAGUUUGUAACUUUGUUUUAAUGUUAAUUGGUAAUGUAUUAUUGUGAUGAAUUAGUUUUUCAUGUUGUGUACUUGGAUGUUUUGGUUGGUUGGUUGAUGUUACAAUAUUAGACUAUUAGUAAUUUCUAUUUGGUUAAA
Messenger RNA from Lactuca sativa (garden lettuce), 707 nucleotides. Its product is annotated as zinc finger BED domain-containing protein DAYSLEEPER. Lineage: Eukaryota; Viridiplantae; Streptophyta; Magnoliopsida; Asterales; Asteraceae. The record is from RefSeq and is a predicted model, not a curated record. Gene Ontology annotation, molecular function: protein dimerization activity.